Molecule: messenger RNA, 2367 nt
Organism: Lontra canadensis (Northern American river otter)
Lineage: Eukaryota; Metazoa; Chordata; Mammalia; Carnivora; Mustelidae
Gene: ZNF274
Product: zinc finger protein 274
Exons: 8
Coding region: 292-2046 (584 amino acids)
Biological process (GO): regulation of transcription by RNA polymerase II
Molecular function (GO): DNA-binding transcription factor activity, RNA polymerase II-specific; RNA polymerase II cis-regulatory region sequence-specific DNA binding
Source: RefSeq, a predicted model, not a curated record
CCAAGAUGGCCGCCACCUGGGCGAGGUCGGGCGGGCACGCCGCAGGGGUGGCUGGGAGUUGUAGUCCAGGCUGACGCGCUGACGCAUAUCGCCGCAGGCCGACGGUCGCCAUUGUGCGCCGCGCGCUGGAACUGCCAACUCCCACGAGAUACGUCGAGAAGGAAGUUAUGGCCUCCGGGCUUCCGACGGCCUGGCUCCGAACCAGUGGCCUUUGAAGAUGUGACCCUCGGUUUUACUUCAGAGGAAUGGGGACUGCUGGACCUCGAACAGAAGUCCCUGUACAGGGAGGUGAUGCUGGAGAACUACAGGAACCUGGUCUCAGUGGAACAUCAGCUUUCCAAGCCAGAUGUGGUAUCUCAGUUAGAGGAGGAGGAAGCGCUCUGGUCGGUGGAGAGAGGAAUUCCUCAAGACACCCUUUCAGAGUAUCCUACAGCUCCACUGGACCCUCAGUUGGAUCCUCUUCCUGCUGGGAAUCCCCUGAUGAAGAUUGAAGUCGUUGAAGUCCUCACACUGAACCAAGAGGUAGCUCGUCCCCGAAACGCCCAGAUCCGGGCCCUCUAUGCCGAAGAUGAGGGCCUGAGCCCAGAUGUGCUUGGGGAGCCCACUCAACAGCUAGGCAAGCAGCCAGCUGACCCUGAGGCCGCGCGCCAGAGGUUCCGGGGCUUUUGCUUUGAGGAGGUGGCGGGGCCCCGAGAGGCCCUGGCCCGGCUGCGUGAGCUGUGCCGCCAGUGGCUGCAGCCCGAGGCGCACUCCAAGGAGCAGAUGCUGGAGCUGCUGGUGCUGGAGCAGUUCCUGGGCUCACUGCCCAGGAAGCUCCGGAUGUGGGUGGAGUCGCAGCACCCAGAGGACUGCCAGGAGGCAGUGUCCCUGGUGGAGGAUGUAACCUGGAUGUCUGAGGAGGAAACAUUACCCGGCCAGGACUCCACCUUCUCUCUCCAGACCACUGCUCCUGAGGAAGAGGAGGAGGAGCAAGUGACUACGUGGCCAGUGAAGGAACCACCCGAGGAACCAGUGUCCUUCCUGGAUGUGGCCGUGGACUUCAGCAAGGAAGAGUGGGGGCUGCUGGACCCGACGCAGAGGACUGAGUACCAUGACGUGAUGUUGGAAACCUUUGGACACCUGGUCUCUUUGGGGUGGGAGACUACACUGGAAAGUAAAGAGUUAACUCCGAAGUCUGACACUCGUGAGAAAGAACCAGCCCAUGACCUGAAACUGGAAGAAUUCUCAAGGGAUGACACCUGGUCCCCUAUGUCAAGAGAUGUCUCACAGGGUGAGGCCCAGGAAGUCUCAGACGCAGCACUGAAGGGGGUGGGGCCGACUGGGGAAGAAACCCUCCCUCAGAAAAGCUCCUCGUCGCGGGCGAACACUGGCCUUGGCACAAGCCAUAUUUCACUCCAGAAAACUCUCCCUACAAAACGCUUGCGUAAGCGUGGCUCACGGGUUAAGAAGGUGACACGUAGUCCAGGUGUAAAAAUUCAUCAGAAGGACCGCAAAGGGGAAAAAGCCAGAGAAAACAGUGGUUGUGGGAGAGCCUUCAGCCGGAGCGCUCAGCAGAUCACAUUCACAAGAAUCCACAAAGGGAGCCAAGUCUGCCGAUGCAGCGAAUGUGGCAAAACGUUCCGGAACCCAAGAUAUUUCUCUGUACAUAAAAAAAUCCACACAGGAGAGAAGCCGUACGUGUGUCAGGACUGCGGGAAGGCAUUUGUUCAGAGCUCCUCCCUCACACAGCAUCAGAGAAUCCACACUGGAGAGAGGCCAUUUGAGUGUCCGGAGUGCGGGCGGACCUUCAAUGACCGCUCGGCCAUCUCCCAGCACCUGCGGACUCACACCGGAGCCAAGCCCUACCAGUGUCAGGACUGCGGCAAAGCCUUCCGCCAGAGCUCCCAUCUCAUCAGGCACCAGAGGACGCACACUGGGGAGCGCCCCUACACGUGCAACAAAUGCGGAAAGGCCUUCACCCAGAGCUCGCACCUCAUCGGGCAUCAGAAGACACACAGUAGGGUGAGAUGCAAGAAGAAACAGCCUGCCUCGCAGCCGUCCAGCUGAGCCGGGCGAAGACGUCGCCUCUUCAGCCUGACCCUGCCAAGUUACACAAACGGGCCUGAUCCGAACGUGAAAGCAGCACUGAGUGAUGAUCUUAAAAGCAAAGGACAACCAAGGAAACUGCCCUGCACAGGAGUAAAUAAGAAAACUGGUGGGGGGUUGUUGCUACUGAAUAUAGGUUGGGAAAACAUUCAAUUUUUCACUCACUUGAUUUGCUGGUACAAUUUGGUCAUUAAAAAUGAUAACAGUAGGGGCGCCUGGGUGGCUCAGUGGGUUAAAGCCUCUGCCUUCAGCUCAGGUCAUGAUCCCAGGGUCCUGGGAUCG